This is a messenger RNA of Gallus gallus (chicken), 648 nucleotides long. RefSeq names its product golgi transport 1A (gene GOLT1A). Bases 38 to 436 code for a protein of 132 amino acids. Lineage: Eukaryota; Metazoa; Chordata; Aves; Galliformes; Phasianidae. Gene Ontology annotation, cellular component: membrane; endoplasmic reticulum. The record is from RefSeq and is a predicted model, not a curated record. Gene Ontology annotation, biological process: endoplasmic reticulum to Golgi vesicle-mediated transport; retrograde transport, endosome to Golgi. The transcript is spliced from 5 exons.
GCCGGGAAGCGCCCGACACGCAGAGCAGUGGGGCAAAAUGGUGACUCUGAGCGACUUCCAGAGGAUCGGUGUGGGGCUGGUCGGCUUCGGCAUCUUCUUCAUCCUCUUUGGGAUGCUCCUAUACUUUGACUCGGUGCUCCUGGCCUUUGGGAAUAUCCUCUUUCUCUCCGGUUUGGUCUUCAUCAUUGGCUUCAGGAGGACCUUCACCUUCUUCUUCCAAAGGCAGAAGAUGAAGGGCAGCAGUUUCUUCCUUGGGGGGGUCCUCAUCGUCCUCAUGCGGUGGCCGCUCCUGGGCAUGCUGCUGGAGGCUUACGGCUUCAUCACGCUCUUCAGGAGUUUUUUCCCCGUGGCUUUCGGCUUUUUGGGCUCACUGGUGAAUAUCCCCAUUCUGAAGAAGCUCUUGGAGAAACUGGGUGACAGCAGCUCCAUAGUGUGACCAUGGGAUGGAUAAUGUCACAGGUGGGACAGCACCAGUGGUCCCUCAGUCCUGCUGGGGGUUGGAGAUGGCUGUGCUGCAGGGAUGGUGCCUCGCAGGCUGCGCCAGGCAGGCUUUGUAAUUAUUAUUAUUAUUAUUAUUAUUGGUGUUGUUGUUGUUGUCUUUCCCUCACGAGAGCUGGAUUUAAUUUAAAAUGUGUGUCUGAGACCGUA